Messenger RNA from Leptomonas pyrrhocoris, 1171 nucleotides. RefSeq lists its product as hypothetical. Gene Ontology annotation, cellular component: nucleus. NCBI's taxonomy places the organism in Eukaryota, Euglenozoa, Kinetoplastea, Trypanosomatida, Trypanosomatidae. The coding region runs from base 20 to 1171 and encodes 383 amino acids. Gene Ontology annotation, molecular function: protein binding. The transcript has a single exon. The record is from RefSeq and is a predicted model, not a curated record.
GGCUUGGUACAAAAGAAAGAUGCACUGCGAAUUUGCUCUCGGUCGAGGUCGUUUUGUUGUAGCUGCAACAAACAUAGCAGCGGGAAGCGUCAUAUUCAAGGAGGAGGCAUACUGCGUUGCACCGAGCGUUAGUAAUACAAAAGCUCAGCGCUGCGUUUACUGCUGCGGUGAUGCACACAAUCCCUUUGGUAAGUGCAACAAAUGCGGUAGUGCGUAUUGUUGCGAAGAAUGUUGGUCGGCACAUUCCAGCAAUCAUAGCGAAACCGGCGAAUGCUGCGCCGUUGGUUUCACAAAAAUAGCUGCCAAAAGCGUCCCUGAAGAAGAUAGGGAUACCUUUGAGAUGGCGUGCUUGGUGUUGGGGCGUUGUGCGGCGGAGAAGAAAAGUGACCGCUUGUGUAGAAUGCUUACCUGCGCUGAAAAUACCUCUUUCGAAACGGUUGGGUCUGGUAUGGAAGUUGCGAGCCCGCUUCAGUUUUUGAACACGGGAGUUUCUCCGGAUACGGUUUUUGUACCUUCAUACGAUCAUGUGGAGUGUCUCGGUACGAACAUGAGAGAGACGAAUCCCGAAAUUGUAGAUGAUUUUUCAGAACUGUACUAUAUAUACGUAGAAACGCUGCAGCACAAAAAAUAUUUGCAGCUGGCGCGCUCAUACGAACACAAGAUGCCCUGUGACGUCAGCUGCGAAACAUUUGUGGCCAUUUGCACCGCUUUUUUGUGUAACGGGUUUGGGAUAUGGAAUUCUGUUAAUCGCCAGCUCGGAGUCGCCUUGUACCCUCAGAGCUCUUAUUUUAAUCACAGCUGUUCACCGAACAUGGGGCGAAGAAAUGUCAGAAAGUCUCGCAACAUUGAGUUCUUUGCGGCAAGAAAUAUUGAGAAAGGGGAACCGUUGUGCAUUUCUUAUAUCGACUUGAAGCUCCCUGCGGUAGAGCGCAAGAGGAAGCUCAGAGCAACAUACUCGUUCGACUGCACGUGCAUACGCUGUGACCCCGCAGCUGAUUUUAUCGUUGCAAACACGGUUUGCUGCAGCUGCGUCCCCGCCCUGUGUUGUAACUGCAUCUCAAAAGUAAUGCAGCCUUUAGGAAUGGGAUGUACAUAUGCCCAUGCUGCGACGAGAAGCAAGAAGCGUCGUGAGACACGUCUCGCGAGCAAAAACGAAUUUUUAAUCGUGUAA